AGAAAUAUCAAAGCCCAUCCAUUCAACCCACGCGCGGAAACGAGAAAAGUAAAAUAUAUCAGCCCCAAAUUAGCAACUCACCGUUAAAAAAAAAUCCUCAACAGAAAAAAAGAAAAAAAGACCUCGAAGAAAGAUUGACAAUGGCGUUGCAGUGGAUGAUUCUAACGUACAUGGUCGCAGCUGAGGCAGCACUGGCUCUCCUCUUGACGCUUCCCUCUCCCAAGCUCUUGAAGAACCGUUUGGUCUCUCUCAUCUCUCUCAUUCUGCAACCUGCCCUCUUCAUUGUUCCCUUUGCCGGAUUCCAGCUCUUAGAUAUUUACUGGAAGAACGAGCACCGCUUGAUGUGUACCUCUGAGAUCUGCACCGCUGCUGAGAGAGAUCGUUACGAGAAAUCUUUCUACAAAUCUCAAAGAAACGUGAUUCUGUGCGUAACCGCAUGCCUGCUUUAUUGGUGCAUCCAACGCAUUUGCAAGUAUAACAAGGAAAUUCAGAGCUUGGAGGAAAUAGAGAAGAGAUACAAGGACGAGUAGUGUUGUUAACUCGAACAUAUUGGGAUGAGCUGCUGCUAAAGGAAACUCAUGUAUGUAGUACCCCCUCUAGACUUGAGACUGUUAUUUUAUAAAAAGCAUAUUUGCGGUAUUUGUAUGAUGUCAUGUUUCCUUUAUAGCUUAAACUCUCCUGCAUCUCUAGGCUUCAAUGGAGGUUUUUUUUUUUUAUCACUUUAGUACAAGAAACAUAUUUUGUUGUUAGUCGUGGUCAUAUUGAGGCUGAUCUUUAUAAUUAUUUCCUGGAAACUGCUCAUGAAUUUCAUUUACCAUGUCUUUUGGCAUGUGAAUUAAUUCGAUAUUACCUACUUUUAUAUAAA
Messenger RNA from Gossypium raimondii (Peruvian cotton), 865 nucleotides. RefSeq lists its product as uncharacterized. Gene Ontology annotation, biological process: intracellular protein transport; endoplasmic reticulum to Golgi vesicle-mediated transport. The record is from RefSeq and is a predicted model, not a curated record. The transcript is spliced from 4 exons. Gene Ontology annotation, cellular component: endoplasmic reticulum; endoplasmic reticulum membrane. Lineage: Eukaryota; Viridiplantae; Streptophyta; Magnoliopsida; Malvales; Malvaceae. The coding region runs from base 141 to 530 and encodes 129 amino acids.